Messenger RNA from Annulohypoxylon maeteangense, 1614 nucleotides. RefSeq names its product Thioesterase/thiol ester dehydrase-isomerase. NCBI's taxonomy places the organism in Eukaryota, Fungi, Ascomycota, Sordariomycetes, Xylariales, Hypoxylaceae. The transcript is spliced from 3 exons. The record is from RefSeq and is a predicted model, not a curated record. Gene Ontology annotation, biological process: acyl-CoA metabolic process. The coding region runs from base 33 to 1451 and encodes 472 amino acids. Gene Ontology annotation, cellular component: mitochondrion. Gene Ontology annotation, molecular function: fatty acyl-CoA hydrolase activity.
CUAACUUCUACCCAAUCAAUGGCUUCUCUACCAUGAUCUGCAGCAAAAUCGCUAUCCGGCAGUUAAUUGUCUUAGCCUCCCGGCUUGAAGUUUUAGAGAGAUGUGCUCUCCUGAGAAAACCUCACUCCUAUCCUAGGAGAUGCUUCCAUGUCACAUCUUCCCGCCUCACCGACGGUGUAUUCCGCGGUCUCACGGAUGACCGUCUACCCAUGUCAUGGAUCGAAGCAUGGAGACUCCAGCAAGAAGGGAAGAACAUCGCUUCUGACGAGGCUCGGUCGCAGGAGCGCGAUCUCACACCUAAGAAAAUGAGCGAUAGCUACCACCGAGUUGUGCUUCCGCUGGGACGAGACCCGUGGCUUAGUGAUACAUAUAUCAACUCAUCGGGUCAAAUAAGGUUAGGUACGAUAUUCAUGGACCUCGAUGCUUUGUCCGGCAUCAUCGUCUACAAACACACCGGACCCGGCGUUACUGUUGUGACUGCCGCUCUCGAUCGUAUCACUAUCGCUCACCCGCUGACCGAGAUAUGUGAUCUCGAAUAUAGCGGGCAAGUAACAUACGCAUCUGGGAGAAGCAGCGUAGAGAUCACAUGCAAGGUCGCCAGGGCCAGGGACGAAGGCGAGCCUAGCAAGCCUGAAGACGUGCUUCUCACGUGCACUUUCACGAUGGUAGCCCUAGACCCGACGACGAAGAAACCCGUCAACAUACCGCGUCUCCUCGCCUCCACGCCUUCGGAAGAGGUGAUCUUCAAAGCCGGAGAAGCCAAAGCCCUGGCCAAGAAAAAGAACCUCAAAACCUCCCUUCUCGAGACGGAACCAAACGAUCCCGAAUCAGCCCUAAUCCACAAGAUCUGGCUACGGCAGCUCGCCUACCACGAUCCUAAUAACAGUAUCCGGCAGCCGCCGAACGUGAUCUCUAUGUCUAAGACCCAGCUCUCGACCGCCUCGAUCAUGCAGCCGCAGUACCGCAACCGGCAUCAGACUAUGAUUUUCGGAGGCUUCCACCUGAAACAGACGUUCGAGCUAGCCUUCUGCUGCGCGGCGAGUUUUGCGCACGCACGGCCGACGUUUAUCAGUGCUGAUCCGUGUACAUUUCGCAAUCCGGUUCCCGUCGGCAGCGUAUUGUACCUAACGGCUACUGUCGUGUACACGGACCCGUCGCUGUUAGAGGAAGAUGGCAGCGAGCCGCAGCAGAGGGAUCCGAAGAAUCCGAUGACGCGGCUGCAUGUUAGGGUAGAUAGUAAGGUUCGGGACGUCGAGCAUGGGAACGCGAAGCCAACGGGCCAGUUUAACUACACGUUCUUGGUGCCAAAGGAUGUUAAGGUCUUACCUCAUACAUACCAGGAGUACAUGAUGUACAUUGAUGCAAGGAGGAGGGUGCAACUUGGAGAUGUAGAAGAUCGCCGAGAGCAUGUCACCGAAUUGUCGACUGAGAACGUUAACCUUACCGAGUGAAACACAUACUAUUUAAUUCCUAAUUGUGAAGAAUAGGUGCGAGCAAUUUAAUUAUAAUGACUAUUGGCCUUAAGAAAGUUGCCAAGGUUGAUCAAAGUUAAGAAUCAUUAGAUUUUGGUCAUAUAAUAUUAUAUAGUGAAUGGUGAUACUUAUGUAGAUAGGU